AUGUCUAUUAAUAUUGAUCUUGGGGAUCAAGUUAUUGUAAAGAAUUUGAACCUGAAGGAUAGCAGGCAGGGAGGUCGUCCCAGCAACAGCCCGAGCCAUGGGAAGCAACGGGUGUGUAGAGAUGGGAGGUGGUCCCCUCCUCCGACUAGGUUCCUGAAGAUCAAUACUGAUGGGUCUUCCCGAGGGAAUCCUGGGCAUGCCGGCAUUGGGGCUAUUGGUAGAAGCGAUGAUGGAGAUGCAGUCUUUCUUCUCUUUGUUUACAAGGGUGAGCAUUCUAAUAACCUGAUGGAGGCCCUUGCCAUUAAGGUUGCUAUUGAGCGUGGAUGCUCGUUAGGGUGGUGGAAUUUCAUCUGUGAGUCUGACUCACAGAUUGUGGUGGAUAUGUUGAACAAUCAGAGGCUGGAUAAUGUUAGUUGGCAACUUGCCUCUUUAGCCAGACAAAUUCUUGGCCUUUGUAGGCUGGUGGACUCUGUCUCCUUUCGUCAUAUUCCUCGCGAGUGGAACAGGGUGGCCGAUUGUCUGGCUAAGUGGGCUUCUGAGAAUGUGGGUGAGUGGAAUAUUAAUGGUAGGGAUGAAUUACCUGCUCAGUACUGUGAGAUUAUUGAUCAGAUGCUUCUGGAGGACAGGAGUUUGUAG
This is a messenger RNA of Cryptomeria japonica (Japanese cedar), 636 nucleotides long. RefSeq lists its product as uncharacterized. The record is from RefSeq and is a predicted model, not a curated record. The coding region runs from base 1 to 636 and encodes 211 amino acids. The transcript has a single exon. NCBI's taxonomy places the organism in Eukaryota, Viridiplantae, Streptophyta, Pinopsida, Cupressales, Cupressaceae. Gene Ontology annotation, molecular function: RNA-DNA hybrid ribonuclease activity; nucleic acid binding.